AUGCGCGGGAUGGUGGGGUCCCUGCGAGUCCGGAUCCCUAGAUCACCGAAUAAGAACUACGUGGCUACAGAUCUUGUGGAUCCUUUUCCACUACGCUGGUGGAAAGUUCUGGCAGAGGAAAAGCGUGGAGUAAAAAGGAAGGAAACGGCGGAGGCGGGGCCCAGCACUCAGCAUCUCACCUUCUAUUGGCUUUGCAGUUCCCCACUUUUCCGAGUGUGUCGGGCCGAGCGCAGCCACUGCCCAACACAGACCGUCAAGAAGCUUCUGGAAGAGCAGAGGCGCCGACAGCAGCAGCCGCCGCCGGAAGCCAGUGUAGUGCCGGGCCACUUCUCCCCUCCUCUGGUCCAGACGCUGACCCCAUCUGUGAACGAGGUGGAGGCAGGCCAUAUCCACUUCCCCACCUUCCACGAGCCGGUGGAUUCUGGACCUGGCAACCUGGCUCCCCCUUCUGGCUUUGCAGACUGGGACCCUAGCCUCCAUGCUGCCUGUCCAGACAGCUCCUGUCCAUAUCCCGCUGCCGAAGGCUUCCUGACUCCUGAUUUCUACCCAUCAUCAGACCCAGGGCGGUCAGGCGCAUUUCCCCUGGCGAUGGAGGACUCUCUGGAUACCCAGCUAUAUACAGAACCUUCCCUGUCACACGUGGGAUCCUGGAGAGUCUGUGCCCUCCCUUCAGCAGCCCCUCAGUCCGCCGCACCCUCCCUGGAGACGGCCCGAGCUCAAAUACUGGCUCUGGGGCCCCAACAGCUAUUGGCCCAGGAUGAGGAAGGAGACACGCUUUUACACCUGUUUGCUGCUCGGGGGCUGCGCUGGGCAGCGUACGCUGCAGCGGAGGUGUUGCAGAUGUACCGGCAGCUGGAUAUUCGUGAACACAAAGGCAAGACCCCUCUCCUGGUGGCAGCCGCUGCCAACCAGCCACUGAUUGUGGAAGACCUGCUGAGCCUGGGAGCGGAGCCUAACGCCACCGACCAUCAAGGCCGGUCCGUCUUGCAUGUGGCUGCCACCUACGGGCUCCCAGGAGUCCUUUCGGCUGUGUUUAAGUCAGGCAUUCACGUGGACCUGGAAGCCAGAGACUUUGAAGGCCUUACCCCGCUCCACACGGCCAUCCUGGCUCUCAACGCUGCUAUGCUCCCGCCUAGUGUCUGUCCGAGAACGCUGAGUUCCCAAGCUCGAGACAGACUGGCCUGUGUGCAGAUGUUGCUUCAGAUGGGUGCCAGUCACACCAGCCAGGAGAUCAAGAGCAACAAGACCAUUCUGCACUUGGCUGUACAGGCCGCCAACCCCAACCUGGUUCAGUUGCUCCUGGGGUUGCCGAGAGGAGACCUGCGAGCCUUCGUCAACAUGAAGGCUCAUGGAAACACAGCCCUCCACAUGGCAGCAGCCCUACCCCCUGGGCCGCCCCAGGAGGCCAUCGUGCGUCACCUCCUGGCAGCUGGAGCGGAUCCCACGCUGCGUAACCUGGAGAAUGAGCAACCUGUUCACCUGCUGCGACCCGGGCCGGGCCCUGAGGGGCUCCGGCAGCUGUUGAAGAGGAGCCGCGCGGCACCCCCAGGCUUGUCCUCUUAGGACUGAAAUCCAGAACCUGGACUGAUUUUUCCAGUCCCAACCGUCCCGUGGGACAGUCAGCGUAUG
Messenger RNA from Acomys russatus (golden spiny mouse), 1629 nucleotides. It is a transcript of the gene Nfkbid, whose product is annotated as NFKB inhibitor delta. The transcript is spliced from 13 exons. Lineage: Eukaryota; Metazoa; Chordata; Mammalia; Rodentia; Muridae. Gene Ontology annotation, molecular function: protein binding. Bases 1 to 1563 code for a protein of 520 amino acids. Gene Ontology annotation, biological process: regulation of gene expression. Gene Ontology annotation, cellular component: nucleus. The record is from RefSeq and is a predicted model, not a curated record.